CCACCAAUAAUGAUAAAGUUGCCAAUAAUAAUGAAGCUUUUGAUGAUAAUAAAGCUCCAAAUAGCUUUUGUGAAGUUGCUUCAGUGCUUGAAGUUUCACUCUUUAAUACUUCAAAUGAGCUUAGGCAAAACAUUUCUAAAAAGAAAGCAAAAAAUAA
Messenger RNA from Dentiscutata erythropus, 157 nucleotides. The record is from the annotation of a GenBank genome assembly. NCBI's taxonomy places the organism in Eukaryota, Fungi, Glomeromycota, Glomeromycetes, Diversisporales, Gigasporaceae.